AUGUAAAUGUAAUGUAAAAUUUAAAUGCACCAUGUUGCUAUUACUCACAAUUACAUGGGGAAAUGACUUGAGUCAAAUGACCAAUAUUUGUCAACUCAACUCAGAAAUAAUCAAAAGCACCGUUCAAGGGCUUCUCCUUGGCAUUGACGUCAUCCGACAUGUUUCUCUCUCUAUUGGUCGGCCCGGUGUGUCUGUCGCUCCUGGUCCCGCCCGUUCCUGCCGAUGCCGUAUCCUGAAUGGCUGACAGGGCCCAGCUUCGGGGCGGACUUCCCGGUGCCCCCGCCCUACAGCGUGGCCACCUCCCUGCCCACCUACGAUGAGGCGGAGAAGGCCAAGGCCGACGCCAUGGCUGCCCACCCCCUGGAUGUUCUGAUGCAGCGGGACGAGGACUUCCCCCCCAGGGACGACUUCAGCGAGGCGGACCAGCUCCGUGUGGGCAACGACGGCAUCUUCAUGCUGGCCUUCUUCAUGGCCUUCCUGUUCAACUGGAUCGGCUUCUGCCUCUCCUUCUGCCUGACCAACACCAUCGCAGGACGCUACGGCGCCAUCUGUGGCUUCGGACUGUCCCUUAUCAAGUGGAUCCUGAUCGUCAGGUUCUCAGACUAUUUCACCGGCUACUUCAACGGCCAGUACUGGCUGUGGUGGAUCUUCCUGCUCUUCGGGCUCAUGGUGUUCUUCAGAGGAUUCGUGAACUACCUGAAGGUGCGCAACAUGUCGGAGAACAUGGCCAGCUCCCACAGAACCCGCUUCUUCUUCCUCUGCUAGAGGGUAGCCGUGCCAAUGCGCCCCCUCCCUGACUGUGAAACACACCUUCCCUCCCCACUACCCGUUGAUCGAUCGGAAGACCUCCGACCAAACAAGGAGACAAGGUUGGAGGAGAGAAGGGAAGGUCGUGUUGAUGCUUUCAGUUAGUCAAACGUUCACCGACGACGUCCUUUUGAUAGCGUCGCUUCUAACGUACCCGGAAAGCAUUCCCUUUUUGAUGAGCUCAUUUCCCGCUAGCUUCCCAGCGUUCCCAUUUGCUUGGUCCCCUAAUUCCGAUCUAAAGCGUUUUUUAUUAGAGUUUAAUAACCGUGUCAUCAUAAGCAGUAGCCAUGUUAAGUUUUACAUAUCAGCGAUUGUUAUCGGAUUCUCUAUAUCAGCGACGUGAAUCGAUCGCGGGGUAGUGUAGUGAUUUCUUUACUGUCCUACGUGUGAAGUUUAACGAUUAUAUGCAUGCCAGUGUUGCGUAAAAUCGAUUUGGUUUAUGAUUUUUUUUUUUUAUAUGUUUCAGUUAAAGUAAUUAACAGAAACAAGGUGCAGUUAUGAAAAUCGCAGUGCGAGGGUCACUUUUGGUGUCCAUGAGUUACUUUGACAGGAUAUCCUUUCUAAUGACAGCAAAAACCAUGGCACUGCAAACCCUCAUGAAUUCUUAAUGUUGCUCAACACUCACCAUCUUUAUUUUAAACAUAUCUGUACGACAUCUUCAAGAUUUCACCAACAACCAACAUUGAGCAAGGUGGGGGUUUGAGUUUGAGUCGAGUUUUUGGGGUGCAAACGUUUUUAUCAGGUUUGGGUCUCAGUUGGCGGAUUGAAUUCUGCGUCUCACUUAUUUAGUGACGGGUAAACGAUAAUGGAGGUAUCCAGUGAGUCAGAUGUAGGAGAACACUGUGGGUUUACAGAUGGCUAACUGAAUGCUAACUUGCAUUAGCACAGUGGACUUUGAAAGGAGAAUUACACUUAGACAUUCCUGUACAGGCAACCCUCCCGCCUCUUCCCCCGAAGCGUCUCGAUGAUUCGGUCUUUACCGCAGUCUGUCGCUCAACUCGUUGUGUGAGAAAUACACGAUUGUCUGUAAAUGUAGCCGUUUGUGUUGGUUUGAGAAAUACACACUCGUUUGUUUUACAUUGCUGUUCAAGAGCUUAAGCUCACUGGACAAACUUUCGACAAUUAAAAAGCACGUUGGCAAUCGUUACCGUUUUUUUUUAUUUUUGAAAAUAUAAAACACAAGUCCGCACUUUACGUUUGCCGAAUUAGCUUGUCCCUUCCCCUUCUUCCCUUGGAGGGUUAUCCUCUUGAGAACAUAGGUACAUUUGACUGUUGAACGUUGAUGUGUGAUGGUGGUCCGACACCGUGGUGGUCUCGCAGUUGUCUGACACUGAACAGAUGACAUACCUUAAUACACUAAUAGACGACCAUCUAGGGGCCAUGUUGGUUUGUGGGGGUGGGGAAGUCUUCCAGUAGACAUCUCUGGACACCAUGACGACUCAAUGCAAUACUUCUAGUUCUGGACUGCAUUCACCCAUGACAACCAUGAGUUGUCAUGGUUUCGCCAAAGAUUUCAACACCCAACCGAAUCAAAAUGGUCGAUAGGUAAUUCAAUUCCUCUGGCGUUUCUUGACUUGCGUGCAUCUCAUCAUUUACUCACCUGGAAGUCGCGCUACAAUUUGACUCGGUCGAUUUGGUUUGUUGACAUUUAUGUAUUUGUCUUUUCCCUAGCCCAGGCAAUAGAAUGAUAUGUACAAUGACACUAGAUGUGUGGCGGAGGUAGUGGUGAGGAUGUGUGCAGAGUGGUGGGAAAUAUCUUGUUUGUUCCCAUAGUUGUGGAGAUUUUUUAUUUAGGGCUUUCUAUUGUUGAUUUUUAGAUAUUUUACUACGUACGGCAUUUUCAUGAGGCAAGUCUUAAAACAAAUGAGGCGAGCGGUAAGUCUGGAGAGUUCCUAACUAAUCUGUUCAUGGAUAUCGGAUUUCGAAGAUGGACUGCAAAUUCUGGAUUCAGUCACUCGUUAACUUGUUUCCACGUCAGUAACUCAUCAAUUCCAUGUAACUCGUAACCUUCUGAGUUGCCACGAUAACUCACAAUAAAUUUCAUAAGAUUUGCACGUCAUUCCCAGACAUUUUAGUCACUUUUUAAACGUAAUUAGGAAUCUUACUAUGACAUCAUUGGUAUUUAUUUUUCAAAACCUAUUUGUGCAAACAAAACUCCUUUUCCUCUUGAUUUUGGAUCCCUAUUAUUCAGAUGACUUUGCCCUGGUGUUUUGACUCUUGGAAUUCAUGUCAUCUCAUAACAAUGAAUUAUAUAGCUAUAAGUAAAUAAAUAAAUAGAUACAUGCACUUUUCUGAUGUGUGUUGAUGAUGCUGAUUUCUGAAUCUACAAAAGUCGAUGUGAAAGGUACGCCUAAAGUUAUCUCAGCAUUUGUUGUUUUGGUUUUUGGUUUGUUCGUUUUGUUCAACUGGAUUUUGCAUGAUGUCAAACUAGCGAUCAGCCAAAUAAGUGGGUAUCUUGCAUUUUGCACUUUUAAUUUCAAGAUUAUUGUACUUGUGUGCGUGUUUUUUGUGACACUGCCGAAGCUGACAGUAUCCCAGAUUGAUUGCCACUAAUUGUUUUAUUUAGAUUUUAUGCGUUCUAAAACCGUGUGAGAUUAUGCAUAGUUCAACCUCGACUCUCGCUCAGCAAUACCAUCAUUUCUUAACAAAAAAAGAUAUAAACUCCGGUGCAUGUCAUGUCUCCACCCACAUCGAGUGGAUAUUAAUAUCGGUACUUUGGGAGAUUCAGUGGUGCACUUAGCGUUUGUUUGUGAUAAGAAAUUAGGGCUGUUAGGCUCCACUUUACGUAGGUUAAGUUAGUUCUUAUGAGGAUCUCUCCCUGUGAAAGCGGUCGAUUUUAAUUGUUGCAGUUCAAACUGGAACUGAACUGAAAUGCCUGUCAUGCUAACGAUGCCAAUAAAGUACAGAAACCCCGCC
Messenger RNA from Gadus morhua (Atlantic cod), 3723 nucleotides. RefSeq names its product Nedd4 family interacting protein 2 (gene ndfip2). The transcript has 6 exons. Gene Ontology annotation, cellular component: endoplasmic reticulum; Golgi apparatus; perinuclear region of cytoplasm. Gene Ontology annotation, molecular function: WW domain binding. NCBI's taxonomy places the organism in Eukaryota, Metazoa, Chordata, Actinopteri, Gadiformes, Gadidae. Gene Ontology annotation, biological process: positive regulation of protein ubiquitination; vacuolar transport; metal ion transport. The record is from RefSeq and is a predicted model, not a curated record. The coding region runs from base 223 to 765 and encodes 180 amino acids.